CGCCAUUUUGAUUCUCCCCAUUUCCUUUGGGCACGCUGUGUACGUAUCUUGGUGGAGGGAGUGUAGCUAGCUAGUUUUUGCUUUUCUAGAGGGUGGGUUACACGUUUCUGUCAAGCACUCUCCGCGCCAUUGGUUAAACAUCAUUGACAAGGAAGACGGAGAUAUCGUUUGGUCUCAGAUUAGGACGCUGUUCAGACUGAGGGACUUCAGAGGAACAUGGCGACCCAGUCUGAUCUGAUGGAGCUGGACAUGGCCAUGGAGCCGGACCGCAAGGCGGCGGUGAGCCACUGGCAGCAGCAGUCCUACCUGGACUCGGGGAUCCACUCCGGGGCCACCACCACCGCCCCGUCCCUCAGCGGCAAGGGCAACCCCGAGGAGGAGGACGUGGACAACCAGGUGCUGUACGAGUGGGAGCAGGGCUUCUCCCAGCCCUUCAGCCAGGACCAGGUGACGGACAUCGAUGGGCAGUACGCCAUGACCCGAGCGCAGAGGGUGCGGGCGGCCAUGUUCCCGGAGACCCUGGACGAGGGCAUGCAGAUCCCCUCCACGCAGUUCGACGGGGCGCACCCCACCAACGUCCAGCGCCUGGCCGAGCCGUCCCAGAUGCUCAAGCACGCCGUGGUCAACCUGAUCAACUACCAGGACGACGCCGAGCUGGCCACCCGCGCCAUCCCCGAGCUGACCAAACUCCUCAACGACGAGGACCAGGUGGUGGUGAACAAGGCGGCGGUGAUGGUGCACCAGCUGUCCAAGAAGGAGGCUUCGCGGCACGCCAUCAUGCGCUCGCCGCAGAUGGUGUCGGCCAUCGUGCGCACCAUGCAGAACACCAACGACGUGGAGACGGCCCGCUGCACCGCCGGCACGCUGCACAACCUGUCCCACCACCGCGAGGGCCUGCUCGCCAUCUUCAAGUCCGGCGGCAUCCCCGCCCUGGUCAAAAUGCUGGGGUCUCCAGUGGACUCGGUGCUGUUCUACGCCAUCACCACCCUCCACAACCUGCUGCUGCACCAGGAGGGAGCCAAGAUGGCCGUGCGCCUGGCAGGGGGCCUGCAGAAAAUGGUGGCCCUGCUCAACAAGACCAACGUCAAAUUCCUGGCCAUCACCACGGACUGUCUGCAGAUCCUGGCCUACGGAAACCAGGAGAGCAAACUCAUCAUCCUGGCCAGCGGUGGACCCCAGGCCCUGGUCAACAUCAUGAGGACCUACACGUACGAGAAGCUCCUGUGGACCACCAGCCGAGUGCUCAAAGUGCUGUCUGUGUGCUCCAGUAACAAGCCUGCCAUCGUAGAGGCCGGUGGAAUGCAGGCAUUAGGUCUGCACCUCACAGACCCCAGCCAGCGUCUAGUCCAGAACUGCCUGUGGACCCUCAGAAACCUGUCAGACGCUGCCACCAAGCAGGAGGGCAUGGAGGGGCUGCUGGGCACGCUGGUGCAGCUGCUGGGCUCGGACGACAUCAACGUGGUGACGUGCGCGGCGGGCAUCCUGUCCAACCUCACCUGCAACAACUACAAGAACAAGAUGAUGGUGUGCCAGGUGGGCGGCAUCGAGGCGCUGGUGCGCACCGUGCUCCGCGCCGGCGACCGCGAGGACAUCACCGAGCCCGCCGUCUGCGCCCUGCGCCACCUCACCAGCCGCCACCAGGACGCCGAGAUGGCCCAGAACGCCGUGCGGCUGCACUACGGCCUGCCCGUGGUGGUCAAGCUCCUGCACCCGCCCUCGCACUGGCCCCUCAUAAGGUGCAGGUGUGACUACGCGGUUGAGUAUAAGACACGGCUGAAAGUCUCUCUGUCACUGACCCGCGCUAUCGUUUCCCAGGCGACCGUGGGCUUGAUCAGGAACCUGGCGCUGUGCCCGGCUAACCACGCCCCCCUGCGGGAGCAGGGCGCCAUCCCCAGGCUGGUGCAGCUGCUGGUGAGGGCGCACCAGGACACGCAGAGACGCACCUCCAUGGGCGGCACGCAGCAGCAGUUUGUGGAGGGGGUCCGCAUGGAGGAGAUCGUGGAGGGCUGCACGGGGGCGCUGCACAUCCUGGCCCGGGACGUCCACAACAGGAUCGUCAUCCGAGGCCUCAACACCAUCCCGCUCUUCGUGCAGCUGCUGUACUCGCCCAUCGAGAACAUCCAGCGCGUGGCGGCCGGCGUGCUGUGUGAGCUGGCCCAGGACAAGGAGGCGGCCGAGGCCAUCGAGGCGGAGGGGGCCACCGCGCCGCUCACAGAGCUGCUGCACUCCAGGAACGAGGGCGUGGCCACGUACGCCGCCGCCGUGCUCUUCCGCAUGUCCGAGGACAAGCCCCAGGACUACAAGAAGCGCCUCUCCGUGGAGCUCACUAGCUCCCUCUUCAGGACGGAGCCCAUGACCUGGAACGAGACUGGAGAUCUGGGCCUGGACAUUGGCGCACAGGGAGAGCCGCUGGGAUACCGACCGGACGACCCCAGCUACCGGUCCUUCCACUCGGGCGGGUACGGCCAGGAGGGCAUGGGCCUGGAGCCCAUGAUGGACCACGACAUGGGCGGCCAUCACCCCGGCGCAGAGUACCCGGUCGAUGGCCUGCCCGACCUGGGACACGCCCAAGACCUGAUCGAGGGGCUGCCCCCAGGGGACAGCAAUCAGUUGGCCUGGUUUGAUACCGAUCUGUAAAUAUCUACUUUUUAGCUGUAUCGUCUGAAUGAACCUGCGUUGUGAUUGGCCGGUAGAGUUGCAGAGCGUUCUGGAGAGGGGGGGUGGGCUGGUAUCUCGGAAAGUGCCUGACACACUAACACAAGCUGAGUUUCCUAUGGGAACAAGUUGAAGUAAAACUUUUUGUUCUGGUUCCUGUUGGUCGGCGAUAAAACUGCGAAGGAAAUCUUGGAGCGGAUACAUAAAGGAAGAAUGCACAAGAGGAGGAUCUAAAGGUGGAAUCUCAAACCCUAGCCUUGCCUGUCUAUUUUUUAUUACAUUUUAUUUUUAUGAUUCUUCAAUCACUGUAAUGGUACAGAUCUUAGCUUGCUUUGAGAUGAUACUCUAGUCUUUUUUUCUCUUUUGCAGUAAUUUGUAUUCCUUUUAAGUCUCUCGUAGUGUUAAGUUAUAGUGCUAAUGCUCCAUCAGUUUCUAAAUUUUAAUCAAUGGUGUAGAACACUAAUAAUCGGUUGAACUGUAUUCUGAAUAAAGUGUAACAUUGUGUAGCUUUUGUAUAAAACCCAGAAUUGGAAAAGGUCCAAUAUUUUAAAUGAUGAAGUGGAAACUUGUUUCCUGUUUCAUCUGUGAUCCAAAAGGUUGGGGUGGGGGAGGGUGCAUCAUUUGGGUGAGGGUUGAAAUUAUAAUUUUUAUUUUAUUCUUUCUUUUUGCAAUUAAAGGUAGUUGAGAAACCCUUGAGUUGUAGCCUGCUGUGCUUAUUGGAAACAUGGUUAUGACAUGGCUAAACAAUAAAAUGGACUUUUAUUUCA
Messenger RNA from Anguilla rostrata (American eel), 3422 nucleotides. Its product is annotated as catenin beta-1-like. Gene Ontology annotation, cellular component: adherens junction; catenin complex; nucleus. Gene Ontology annotation, biological process: cell-cell adhesion; positive regulation of transcription by RNA polymerase II; canonical Wnt signaling pathway. The coding region runs from base 217 to 2637 and encodes 806 amino acids. Lineage: Eukaryota; Metazoa; Chordata; Actinopteri; Anguilliformes; Anguillidae. Gene Ontology annotation, molecular function: alpha-catenin binding; cadherin binding; nuclear receptor binding. The record is from RefSeq and is a predicted model, not a curated record. The transcript has 16 exons.